Pelmatolapia mariae (spotted tilapia) is the source of this 9391-nucleotide messenger RNA. It is a transcript of the gene myo16, whose product is annotated as myosin XVI. NCBI's taxonomy places the organism in Eukaryota, Metazoa, Chordata, Actinopteri, Cichliformes, Cichlidae. The record is from RefSeq and is a predicted model, not a curated record. Gene Ontology annotation, cellular component: nucleoplasm; perinuclear region of cytoplasm; myosin complex. The transcript has 35 exons. The coding region runs from base 348 to 6218 and encodes 1956 amino acids. Gene Ontology annotation, biological process: neuron projection morphogenesis; phosphatidylinositol 3-kinase/protein kinase B signal transduction; negative regulation of G1/S transition of mitotic cell cycle. Gene Ontology annotation, molecular function: ATP binding; cytoskeletal motor activity; protein phosphatase binding.
UGCUGAAGGGGUGACCGAGAGAGUGCAUGUCUGUGUGUGUGUGUGUGUGAGAGUGUGUGUGAGAAAGUGAGAGAUGAACCGUAUGCAUGUAGAUGCUGCAUGAGCUGCAACCGGAGCUGCUACUGGUGGUGGUGAAUAAUGCAGACAGGGGAACAGAGUUUGGAUAGCAUGCAGUGAGCCAGAUUAAUAAUGUAUCGUGCCGGUUAUGAGCUCUGCUUUAGUUAGUUUUUCUGGAACCUGUAGCUGCCUACUAUCUGCCUGCCUUCCUCACUCACUGACUCCCCUGCAUACCUUUCUGCCUGCCUGCCUUCCUACCUGACUGUUGGACUGUCUGACUUGCUCAGAAAAUGUCUCACUACCAUUUCAUCAAAUGUUGUUGCUUCCAGCUAUGUAACGUCUUUCGCCAGAACAUGGAGAUAGACCAGUGUCUGCUGGAGUCUCUUCCCAUUGGCCAGCGCCAGAGGCUGGUCAGGAGGAUGCGCUGUGAACAAAUAAGGGCGUACUAUGAGAGAGAAAAGAGCCUUCAGCGCCAGCAAGGUGGAGUCAAGGUUCGAGCCCUGCCCACGCACCGCAAGAAGCACCAUGUCCGCUUCAGGCCCGCCGAUAUUAUACAGGAUGCCAUCGUUCAUCAUAAUGACAAAGAAGUGUUGCGCCUCCUGAAAGAAGGUGUUGACCCCAACACUCCCAUUUCCUCUGGGGGAUCCUUGCUGCACUUGUGUGCCCGCCAUGACAAUGUCUUUGCAGCAGAACUUCUGAUUGAACGAGGCUUGAGCGUCAACCUGCAGGACGAAGACCUGUGGACAGCCCUACAUGUAGCCUGUGUGUGUGACCAUGCUGAUAUGGUGCUGCUGCUGCUGCUGGCUGGAGUGAAUGUUUUGCUUCAGGACAUCAAUGGAAACAUUCCUCUGGACUACGCCAUUGAGGGGACGGAGACCAGCUACAUCCUCCGAAAACACUUGGAGGAAAACGGUGUGGAUGUGUCAUCCAUGCAUGCCAUGAAGAUUCAGAGACCCAGCACCAUGCUCUCUGAUGUUAGACAGCUUGUAGCCUCAGGGGGAAGCCUCAAUCAGCCCAAUGAAGAAGGAAUUACUCUGCUCCACAUUGCAUGUGCGAGUGGUUACAGAGAAGUGGUGUCUGUGCUACUGCAGAGCGGAGCAGAUCCUCAUCCUGCUGACAACAACUUUUGGACCCCUCUCCACCUGGCUGCUAAAUAUGGACAGACAAGCUUUGUUAGCCAGCUCCUAAGGCAUGGCGCGAACCCGACUCUGCUGAACUGCAACCAAGACAAGCCCUACGAUAUUGCAGUGUCAGAGCCCAUAGCAGAUAUGCUGCUGAAUGCAGAAGAGAGCUGGCAGCAGAGGCUGAAGGACCCCUCUGCUCCUCUGCCCUCCACUGACCAGCGCUAUGAUAGUGGUUCACAUGACCUCAACACCCCUGUCAAGAACUUGAACCCCCUGGGUAUCUCAAUCGCUAAGCGGGACAGUCUGCUGGAGAAAUGUGCCAUGUUCAGAGAGGCAGCUGGAGCACUGAGGCGACAACCCUCUCAGGAUAAUGGCCUAGAUAGCCCCUUUGGCUCUGGAGCCAGCAAACUGGAGCAGGUGAAACUGAUGCCUCCGGCACCCAAUGACGAUCUGGCGUCCCUCAGUGAGCUGACUGACAGCAGCCUUCUCUACGAGAUGCAGAAACGUUUUGGCAACGACCAAAUCUACACUUACAUUGGCCACAUCCUUCUGCUGGUCAAUCCAAACAAGGAGCUGCCCAUCUAUUCCACUUUGGUCAGUCAGUUGUACCUGAGCUCCACGGGUCGCCUUUGCUCUUCUCUGCCACCUCACAUCUUCUCCUCAGCAGAGAGAGCUUAUCAUAUGAUGCAGCAGGAGAAACGCCCGCAGUGUUUCAUCUUGAGUGGCGAGAGUGGCUCUGGAAAAACAGAGGCGUGCAAGCACAUAGUGAGACACCUGACAGCCCGCUCCAGCGCCAAAGGCUUUAUGCUGGAGCCCAGAAUGAAACAUGUCAACUGUGUACUGGAAGCCUUUGGCCACGCUAAGACCCAGAGGAACAGCAACUCAAGCCGCUUUAUCAAGCUGCUGACGAUCCAAUACUGUGAUAAGAGGAGGACACCACUCAGAGCCCAUGUAUACACCUAUAUGCUGGAGAAGUCCCGUCUAGUCCACCUGCCUGCUCAACAACACAGCUUCAAAAUCUUCUAUUUAAUGGCUGAGGGCCUUUCAGCUGAGGAGAAGAGUGCACUUUACCUCAACAACGUCUUGGCUCAUAGGUAUAUUAGCGGAAGACUUCCAGGGGAGAACCCUCCAGUAGCUACAGCCUCUACGCAGAGUAGAGAACAUCUUGCAGCAGUCAAACAAGCCCUGCGAGCCCUCGGCUUCAACAAGCAGGAGGUUGACUCAGUAUUUACGCUGCUCUCUGCUGUGCUCCAUAUCGGGGACCUGCGUUUCACAGCACUGACAGAUGCUGACACAGCCUUCCCUUCUGACCUGCAGCUGCUGGAGAGAGUUGCUGGAUUAUUGCAGGUAUCCUCCAGUGACUUAAGCACCGCCCUCACCUCUGAUGUUCAGUAUUUCAAAGGUGAUGUGAUCACUCGGCGCCACACAGUAGAGAUGUCAGAGCAGUACAGGGACCAGCUUGCCAAAGCCAUCUACGGGCGCCUCUUCAGUUAUCUGGUCAACAAUAUCAACGACUACCUUCAGGGACAAGAUGACACCAUCAGUGAUCCUGCUUGGGAGAUUGGGAUCUUGGACAUAUUUGGGUUUGAAGAAUUUCAGAAGAAUGGAUUUGAGCAGCUGUGUGUGAACAUGACCAAUGAGCGGCUGAGGCAGUACGUCUCUGAGGUGCUAUUCCAGCAGGAGCAGGCUGAGUGUCUGCAGGAGGGCAUCGCCAUGGAGAACGCACACUCUCCCAGAAACCACCCAGCCAUUCUGGACUUCUUUUUUCAGAAGCCCCAGGGGCUGUUGUGCGUGUUAGAUGAGGAGAGCCAGAGCCUGCGGCCAUUAGAGCAGACCUUGUACAAGAGGCUCUCUGCCCAGUUGGACUCCAACCAAAUUCAUGGGCUGUCUCUCACUACCAAGGAUGGCAAUGGGAACCCCCCACCGAAAGACCAAGGCCCAGCCUUUAUUGUCAGCCACUAUGCAGGACAGAUUUCAUACAACCUCACAGGAUCGCUCACAAAAAACAAGGACUCUCUUCCUCAGAAUCUCCUGUUUACGAUUAAGUCAGCCAGUGAGAGUGUGUUGCUGCAGCAGCUCUUCCAGUCCAAGCUGACUCAGACUGGUUCCUUGGUGCCAGCAGCCCGGAGCUGCAUAGGGCUGAGGGGGCCUAAAGCUGCCUUGUUGCUCCACAGGAUACCAUCAGUCUCCCUUGUCAGUGCCAGCUCAAUCCCCCAACAGCCCCGGAGGUACCAUGAUCUUACCAAGAUCUUGAAGAAAAAGGGCUCCAGCUCCUUCCUCCAGCGACUAGAGCGUUGUGGACCCACCACAGUGGCAGUCCAGCUAAGGAACACACUGUCAGAGUUGGUUAGCAAACUGCAGGCCUGCACUCCCCACUUCGUGGAGUGUGUGCGACCCAACUCCAGCUGUCAGCCAGACAAUUUUGACAGCUUCCAUGUGUCUACCCAGCUGCAGUACAUCGGGGUGCUUGAGAUGGUGCGCAUGAUCCGUUAUGGUUACCCCGUGCGCCUGUCCUUUCCAGGCUUCCUCAGCAGAUAUAAAGACCUUGUUGUCCCAACACUGGGAGACAAGAAGAAACUGUCUCCGGAGGAAAAAUGUCGCUUAGUUCUGCAACAAUCAAAACUCCAGGGAUGGCAGAUGGGCAGCAGUAAAGUGUUUCUGAGAUACUGGCAGGCAGACCAGCUCAACGACCGCUGCUACCAGCUACAUAAAAAGAUCAUCACCUGUCAGAAAGUUGUUCGCGGCUGGCUAGCCAGGCAGCGGGUCAAUCGCAGGUUAUCGUUACAACACAAAGAGGAGUGCGGUGUGCAGCACUUCCUGCAGGGGGCAGAAGACAUGGGGCUGCGAACCUACGACCAGCUGGUUAUCCAAAAUGCCUCCGACAUUGCAAGAGAAAACGACCGCCUGCGCUGCCAUGGCAAUAGCCUGCUCAACACCCUUGGCAGUAGCCCACCACUUGGCGAAAGACCAGAGCCGGUGGGGAAGGAGGAAGAUCAGCCAAUCAGGAGAGUGGCGGAAAAAAGCACGAAAGUGCACGAAGGCCCUGCCAACGGCGGAAGUCGAGUCAUUCGCCACUUUCGUUCCAGCUCGGUACCCACCCCGCUCGCCAUUGAGAACAUGGUCCAUUCGUCUGCCAGUCCACCCAUCAAACCAGCCUUGCAGCAAGUUGUCCAUAUCAAUGAGGAAGGAGCAGGCGGGGGAGGUCUUUCCUCUCCUCGUAAGCAACCUCCUCCUAAACCAAAGAGGGACCCCAACACCCGUCUGAGUGCAUCUUAUGAAGCAGUUAGUGCAGGCCUGACGAUGGCCGCCAAAGAGUGCUCCACUCCAGAGGGCUACGCUUCACCAGCUGGAAGCCCUCCUAAAUCCCAACUAUCCCCCACAGACCCAGCAGCCUUGUCCAAACCCCGUCCCCAUAGUGAUGACUACACAACUAUGAGAAAGGUACCACCCCCGAAACCCAAGCGCAGCCCCAACACUAAGCUGACUGGCUCAUAUGAGGAGAUUAAUGCUGUAGCACCCCAGCUCCAUCAGCUGCGCCCAGCUGAUGUAAAGUUGGCCCUGCUUUCACGUGGCGGGGGAUUUGGAGGCUUGAUGCAGAGAGCAGCCUCUAUAGAUGCUCCACAAGGGGUUGCACUAAGUCUGUUCAAGGGCCAAGAUGAAGAAGACAUUUACAUAGAGAUGUUGGGAUCCCAGCAGCGGGCACGAAGCCUCCAGGAGCCGCCUGAUAGCCCAGAGCAAGCCGACUCGGAAGCUGUCUACGAGGAGAUGAAGUAUUACCCUUCUGAAGAUGGUGGAGCUGCUGCCUCUGUCAACAAACCAGCUAAACUGGAGGCUCUAGGACUCAACUUAGUAGGAUUGGGGACAUCCCCUCCUCAGAGUGCAGAGACUAAACGACUGGCAUUGGGGGUGACUGCUGCUUUGGACAUCGCUCACUCACAUAGCACAUCAAACAGUGGAGCUCCCAAAAGCCAGCAUGGAAAAGAUGGCAGCUGUGACAUUCCUGCACCUUUUCCCAACUUGCUUCCCCACCGCCCUCCACUCCUUGUAUUUCCGCCCUCCCCUGUCACCUGUUCUCCUGCUUCUGAUGAGUCACCCCUAACCCCCCUGGAAGUAAAAAAGCUGCCUGUGUUUGAGACAAACCUCAACUAUGCCACUGGGCCAGACAGCCCCCUGUCCCCACAGUACGCCCGCCAGAGGGCUGAUUCCUCCCCAAGCCUCACGGUUCUCAUGCCAGAGAAGAAGUCCACACCUCCACUCACUCCUCCACCUCCACCUCCUCCUCCUAGUGCCCCACCUCCACCCUAUAGACCUCCUUCACACUUCCCCUUCCCACCUGAGGCCAACUUCCUGGCUCUGACACGAGCAGCAUCUGUCACCGGGAGCUCAGAUUCCUCCAAAACGUCCUCACAAAGAACAGGCGGGGAGCCGCUGGGGAAGCCUCCUCCCUAUUCCCCUGUGAAGGUGUCUCGUCCUGAGCCUCGAAGAGCUCACUCGUGCUCCUCGUCUCCACUGCUAUUCAACCCAGCCAACGGCAGGCCCCUGACCAGCCCCCUGGAUGAACUCAACACCCUGUUCAGCUCUGGACGUAGCCUACUGAGGAAGUCUGGCCGCAAGAUGAGAGAUGGAGGAUUCAAUUCUAAUAUCAAUCUGCCAGGGAGGGAAGACUGUGGCUCUGCCCCCACCUCACCAUCUCUCCAGCUACAAGACAAGAACGCCAACAACCACUCUCCCCACUCACAAAGCCCUGCCCCUGUAGAGAACGGGAACCAGAUCUCAAAUGGGUCGCUGGAGGAUGAGAGUCACAGCAAGUCAAACUCCUCCAGCACCCCCUCUCUGCACAGACACAUGGAUAGUCAUCAUACUCAGGUGUUCCAGCGCCUACGUCUGUCCAACGGGGAUGAGAGCGCCGCCCUUGGAGAGCUUCUGCGAUGGCGGCGACUGCAGUGUGAGGGGCGGAGUGACUGGAAGCGCCGCCCACCUCAGUCCCCACCCCUGCCCCCCACACUGCUCUGGACCAACAGGAAGGCCCCUCCAUGAUGGAGGUUUUCUGAUAAAGUCACAUACGUUGGCUAUGAAGUUCCUCCCUCUUUCUUCAGCCACGCUUGCACGAGCUUUUCAAUUUUAUUCUUUUCAUUUUUUUGUUUUGUUUUUGAUCCGUUAACUUCUGUCCCCAUGGACUAAGCUUAAGCUCCAAGAAUGAGCCUAGUCCGUGGGGUGAAGGUCCUGCUUUUUCCCUUUGCACUCAACUGUGGGGGAUUCCCUUACUUAUGUGAUAGAAACUCAGCACCAUGUGACAGCUAACUGAUACUAAAUGAUAUCCAUGAAAAAUGACUGCAAAGCAGAAAAAGAAUAGAUGCGGGAUAGUCUGUGAUGACAUAUAUGAUCAAAAAGAGAAAAACACUGACGUGUCUAUUUAUUUUCAGCUCUUCUAAGAUGAAAUGACUGACGCUGAUCAACAGGAGGCUUAAUUUACAAGCAAAGUAGUUGACCUGGGGUUUAGAUGCCGAAUGGCCAUCUGAUUUGGAUCGUAUGGCCUCAUAAGGUGAGCUGCUGCAUUAAAAUGAGCUCCACUCUAAAACCCGGUGCUGAUUAUACUUGACGUGCUGUGAUGUUCCCGUGUGAUGCGUUCUCAUAUGUGCACACCUGAGUCUCAGAAAGUUUACAAGUCAACCAAUGCCUCUGGAGACCUCCAGUUUUGAACAACACUUUACUGGCUUAGACAUGGGACCUUUUUCAGGUACACAGCUCUCACUUAGCGUCUCAUGUUUGGGCUCUAAGUGCUACUGCAGCCCUGGCAGCAAGCGGCCGGGGGUCAGGGUAACCUCAGUAUUAUCCCAGGGUGCACUUCUCUUCCCCCUUGUUACCACCAGCCUUUGAGAAAGCCCUCUGGCCAAAUCCUAAACUACUGCACUUACCUUUACUAGGAGAUGGGGAUCCAACUAAUGAGCAUACUUUGGCUUUAUGUAUAAAGGUAAAGCUGAGAUUUUAAAAAAAGAAAAGAAAAAAAAAAGCUUUAGCCGAUAGUUCAUGUUCUGAACAUGAAACUCUGUGCCAAAGUGAUACAAUGUGUGAAAGCUAUAUCUAAACUAACAAGUAUAGUUAUUAAAACUGAUGCAUACGGUAGUCUCCUUAUGCUUGUAUACUGUAUGUACAGACUGACAAAUGACCAAAUCAUAGCUGUUGUUGCAGUUCACUGGUGAUCCUGUGUGGACUAAAAACAUUAAAAAGUGUUUAAAAUGGGUAUAAAACUGUUCACACUCUUAACGUGUCUCAUCAGCAUCUGAACAGGUUAAUGCGUUUUUCAGGAGACCUCACGCACAGAUGAACCUGAUUAUUGUACAGAUCCCUACUUCGUUGGUGUGUCCUCGCAGGCGCCUAUUUUUUACCUUGUCCUGUCCUCUUCUUCUUUUCCUUUCCCGUACUUGACCCAAAACAAACAGACCCCCUUCCCCUUUCCCCUACUUGACCCACCCCACCUCCUCCAGUGGAUCAAACCGGCUUUACGGGUGUUUCCAUGGUAGCCACAGUGUAAAUAGUGAAUGGUGUCAUAUGUUUUAGCUUUUACUAUAGAAGAAAAGCACGGCGGUUGACCUUAAAGAUGAAGGACAAGGAUGAGUAUAUAAUACUGUGUAUGGUGAAACUGAGAUUGAAGAAUGUCUCGGGUUAGAUGCAAUGCUGAGAGAAAGAGGUCUAUUUUAAGAUGUGAAUAUCUUUUUUCUUUUUUUUUAGAACGACUGUCUACGGUUAUGAAAAUUCAUUUAUACUCUAUUUAAUGAUUUGUUUAUUCCCCUUCGACCCCAUUGUUCUGCUCCCCUGAUGCAAUGCAGAUGUUCUAAAUGUAUAUGGAUGUUUUAUUGCACAAUGUUUAUGUGGUGUUGUGUUGACCUCUGUAAUGGGCUGGGUGUGUCUAGACAAGGUGUUCGAUCUUUAAAGAUCCAGUCUGAAUUGUUAGAGCCUCCAAGUAUCAAUAGCUCUAAUAGAUUUCUCAUUCCCACUGAUCACCCACAAGGCAUUUAAGUUGGUUCAGAUUUGCAAAUUAGCAGCGCCAUCGCAGGAUCGAUCUCGAUUGUUGCCGGCGUGCGAAGGUGCACAAAUAUUCAAGAGGCCGUUGAAGGCGAACUUGCCCAGUUGUGUUUUGGACUGACUGGCUGAAUGUACAAAUGCAAAAUUUUUAUUCCACCAUCCUGUGCACAUCUUUGAAUCUCUUUGUAUCUUAUUACUGGAACAUUCGCCUGAAUCAAAAGAGUGUACCUAACUGCUUAAUGUGAUUAUUGUCUUCAGAAGUUGUGUAUGCAGUUCAUUUUUUUCAAGCAAGUAUAAGGUAUUGAUUUGCCCCAUAUAUCACACCUUGUGCACUGUGAUUGGGGCUGCAUGAGCACUGCAAUGGAGAAAUAUAUCAAACAUUUUCACACAAGUAUUUGUGUGUUUCAUCUGCGAUCAAACUAAAGACAGGAACCAAGACUAAGCUCGUCAACCUUGCUAAUGCCAUUGAAAGAAUUUCUAGCUUUGGUAUUUAUCCUUCAGUAUAAUCAGAGUUAUGGUUGGUUGUGUGCAGUUUUGUGUAUACUUAUGUUUAUGGAAGUCAUGAAAUGAGGACAUUUUUUAAUUGUAUUUUACCUUGCAUGACCACAUGUUGGGUGUCCUCCCCGUAUAACAUGCUCGUGCAGAAAAGAUAAAGGCUGUCUAAUGUGAAGAACUGCUUCCCUCUGCACUGUGAAUCACUCCACUGUCCCCCAAUGUCUCGGCUAAACACAUCAUCCAUCCAUAUCCACAUAAACCCAUCUGCUAAUAUGUCCACUUCAUCACAUACAAAUCUUGAUGAAUUAGCUCACUCUGAAGUAAGCUCCGGCAGCCAAAAUACUGCCAGUCAUAUUCGUUAGCCAGGAAUCUAUAAAUCCUCUGCUCUGAGAUCACCUCUCUGGUGCUACUGCCAGUGUAGAAUGGCCAUCUAUUGUCUCCAGUCCACUUAUAGUUGUCCAGAGAGACAUGAUAUUUCAGCACUGCCUUUCAUAUUGUUGUUUUUUUUUUAUUGUAAUCUUUCUUUUGUACAUGACAUACAGUAUAUUUUAAUCUGCAUACAUAUGUGUUUGUGGAAAGAAAAAAAUGAUUGUGAUAUUUCAGAAUUAUUAUGUUCCCAAUUUUUUAAGUACUGUACUUGUACAGCAAUAAAGCACAAUUGUGUCAAUGCGAGUCUCUCUCUCUCACUCUCU